UCUGACGUCCUCGAGCACAUUUCCGCAAUGAAUCCUGGGAGGAACUGCGCAUUUGGCGGAAUGUUUGAACAAUUUAUACAAAUCCUGGCUCACGAUGGCAGCGAAAAGCACAAAUAAUAUAAUACCAGGUCGAUGAUAUAUUGAAAUCCAGACAUUCUGAAUAAUCCAGCAACAUGGACGGCAAAGGCAGUGAGGAACAACACGAGAGAAAUGAAAUCGCCAAACGGACGCAGAUGAAGUCGAAAGUAAACAGACUGAGACGGAGCCCGAAAGCAGCGUCGCUGAACCCCGGGCAGACCCGUAACACAGCAGAGUUCAAAACCCCCACACGUCCGGUGAGAGGCCAGUUCAGAAGAUUGAUACCUGACGACUCGCCCAGCAAUGAUCCUGAUUUUCAACAAGAUAUUAUAUGGGAUACGACAUCUCCAUCACCCGUUCGACAUGGUCGCGGACAGAGGAGAGCUGCCAGUGUCAGAGCGGUGGAUAUAUCAGACAUCGCCAAUCGGAUCGCUCCAAAGAAUGGAAGACUAGAAGAAGGGGACUCAUCUUUGCUGCAGUGGAUUGGGGAUAGUGCCAUUCCCUGCACACCAGAAGUACAGCAACCCCAAGUCAAGCCCGUGUCGACAAAACAGAGCACUGUAGAAGAUCUAAUGCGGCUGGCGAAGCAGUUUGACUUCAACAUGAGGCAAGAUGAAGCUCAAGAACAGAACUCCGAUGCACCGGGUUCAAAACAUGCUGAGGAACAAGAGCCGCCACAUGACGACCGAUUCACACCAGCUCACAAUGGUUCUGCUCUAAAACCCAAUGACGAGAAGCCUGUUGAUGAAAGGGGACUUUAUCAGGAGGUGGACGAUGAUCUUGAUUUCCUUUUUGAUGGGCCGACUCAGCAGCUCAGCGGGCGUCUCAGUCAGGCGUCAGAUUAUCGUACUCAGGAAGCUCCUGAGAGAAAUCUCAGCAUUGAGAAAGCCAGCGAUUCACAAAAAGGUUCUACGUUCACUAUGGCAGAAAACCAUUGCAGUAAACAAGUUAAGAAGGCUGAUGAUUUUGAUGACGACUGGAAUAGUGACGGUUUACUCGAUGACUCGUUGCUUUUGGAGAUGACGCAAAACCCGGACCUGUUUGCUGCACCGCAGUACAGUUCAACACAAAAACAAACUCAUGAGAAUCAUAAUACUUUCAGUGCAAGGACAAACAAAACACAACAAGCUAAAAAUUAUGUUGAGCGUGGCACAUUUCAAGGGCAAAAGACGAAAAGUGAACAAAGUUUUCAGCAGGACUCUAGAAUGCAUGCAAAGCCUUAUGGAGGGUUGCCUAGAAUUGGAAAUCACGUGGAAAAUAAUUUCACAAAUCCAGUUUUGCCAGUUCUUCCAAGUUGCUUUAAUGGCAACCAGAAUCAGCAAUAUCAGCACAAAACGCAAGUACGACAGCUUCAGGUUAUUCUGAAUUCAUCUAAGCUCAAUGCUGUUUCCUCAACGCACAAGAAAACCGAAGAGAUGCUGCCGUCCUCCAGUCUCAGUACUGUAAAACCUCCUCAUUCAAAUCCUCCCAGCAUGCACCAGAAUCCAAACUCUGGAGGCAUUAAACAAGGAGAGGAUGCCGUUACACCCCGAGAUGGCUUUAGUGAUGUUUUAGAUGAAGACCUGGACUCUUUUUUUGCAUCUGACGACAUCUGGGAUGACGGAGUGGAGGACGAUGAUCUGUUUUGUGAGGCGUGUGAUAAUCUAGAGGAGUUAUCUGGCAACGCUGAAACCCCAGCCACAAACAACCAACAAAACACCACAAAAGCACUACAAAACAAGCCGUAUGGCACUGCUGAAACGGCCAGUCAGCAAACGGUGUUUGCUCAUCCUUAUGCUCCCGAAAAGCCGGCCGCUAAUGUUUCCACGUCCAGUGCAAACACAUCAGUGUCUCUGUACGGCCAGAAAGCUCAUGCGGUGAACUCUGGGCCUGCAGGACUCGGCUCUAAUGUGUCAUGUGAUGCAACGAGGCCAUCUGGCCCCUCAAGUAAUGGACCGUAUAAAUUCAAACAGGUGAGAAGCUCAUCUGUGGUGGGACGGGGGACCUGUGCUGUUCCCCCCACACAGCAGGGUCACGAGAGGGGCGUGCUGGCCGUCCUCCAGUCAGAUGUGAGAACAGCAGACAGUCAUCAGUUCAGAAAGCCGUACAGUGACUCGUUCAGGUCUGCGCCGGUCAUUGCCAAAGAUGUGUGUAACUCUGGAGCCGUGAGGUGCAGUGAUGCUGAAAUUGAGGCGAAGAAGCAGCAGGCUGUGGAGAGGCAGAGACUCAGGAUGCUGGCCAAUCAGAACCUUAGAGCUCCUGUCUGAUUCACUGUUGCUAUGGAGAUGCACAACAAAACAGGUAUAUGUGUGUAUAAAGAGUUACACUGUGUCUACACCGCAACUAGAACUAUUGCCAUUAUAAGCAACACAUCUUUGCCGUUUCUUGGAUUAUAAUGGAAGCACAUUUAAUUUUCCCACAUCAUGCCGCUUGUUCAUGGACAAGGUGUUACCGAAACUCUUUAGGAACUUGUUUUUUUGUUGUUUUAAGGGUCAUUCUAAUGAGUAGAACAUUUGACUGCUCAAAAAAGAAAUGUUGAUCUAAGGACAUAUGUUUAGUAUUAUGCCUGUCAGAGAUCCUAGAUCAACAGUUGUUCUGAUAAACAUGUAUGCUGACCUUCUCAAUAGAUCCCCACUGGUCAUUACUAAAAAUCAGGAGUAGCUGUCACUUUUAUUCAAAUUUUAUGUAAAUAGUAUAAUACAUAUUUUUCUUCAAUUUGUUUAAAAAAGGUUCACAUUACUUAAAGUAAAUCACUCUUGUUCAUUUUUUAAAAAUGUAUAAUGAUGUAGAAGAAAUUUAAAAAAUGUUGGUUGGUUGAUUUGAUUGUUUUUGUCCUUUUAUGAGUCUAAAAGAAGAAGCCCAGAAUAUUAAAGUGACCUA
Molecule: messenger RNA, 2937 nt
Organism: Sinocyclocheilus anshuiensis
Lineage: Eukaryota; Metazoa; Chordata; Actinopteri; Cypriniformes; Cyprinidae
Product: ewing's tumor-associated antigen 1 homolog
Exons: 6
Coding region: 174-2324 (716 amino acids)
Biological process (GO): DNA damage response; regulation of DNA damage checkpoint; positive regulation of protein serine/threonine kinase activity
Cellular component (GO): nuclear replication fork
Molecular function (GO): protein serine/threonine kinase activator activity
Source: RefSeq, a predicted model, not a curated record